Messenger RNA from Fomitopsis serialis, 435 nucleotides. Its product is annotated as ACN9-domain-containing protein. The transcript is spliced from 4 exons. Lineage: Eukaryota; Fungi; Basidiomycota; Agaricomycetes; Polyporales; Fomitopsidaceae. Gene Ontology annotation, cellular component: mitochondrial intermembrane space; mitochondrion. Bases 1 to 435 code for a protein of 144 amino acids. Gene Ontology annotation, biological process: mitochondrial respiratory chain complex II assembly; succinate metabolic process. The record is from RefSeq and is a predicted model, not a curated record.
AUGCGCGCGACCCUGGUACAACUAGCAAAGUCGGUCUCGGAGAGCCCUUUGAGCUGGCGAGGAGCUAGUGCGACUCUUCUACCCCCGAUACCAUUGUAUAGGCGAAUCCUACGAGCGCACUGCCAUCUGCCCCGUGAGAUGCGCUCACUCGGUGACGACUACGUCAAAGCGGAGUUCCGCCGGCACAAAGAGAUCACGAACAAAGUGCACAUAUUCGGCUUCCUCACUCAAUGGAAGAUAUAUCUGGACGGGCUACCAUCCGGUAAAGAUGCGGAGCGAUUUUCGGGCAAGAAGCUGGAUCCCACGUUGUUGGAAAAGAUGUCUGCAGAGCAACUCGGACAGCUAUAUGAGUUGAUGGACGCGACGAAGGCCGUCUGGAACGCCCGCGCUCAGGAUGAAAACGACGGGAUGGAACAUCCAAAGUCGUCGUCAUAG